AUGGAACCAAAUAUACCAGUGCUAGCAAAGAAAUUUUGGAGCAUAGUUCGUGUGGCUUUCUUCAUGCUGAGGAAAGGCAUAUCAAAGCGAAAAUUAAUGCUUGAUCUCAACCUGAUGAUGAAACGAGGCAAAAUUGCCGGGAAGGCACUACAGAACCUCAUGUUCCACCACGCUCACAACUGGUCCUCCGCCUCCUCCUCCGCCACCUUCAACCGCCACUCACACGAUGGCCACCUCUCUUUCUCACCCGCCGGUGGUGAGUACGAGUUCAGCUGCAGUAACAGCCCAGCUUACCCAAACUUCCAGUUCCUCUUCAACCUCAACAAACGCAAGCCCCACCACUCUAACCUUUUCCCUUGUGCUCACGCGCCGCCCACUGACGAUGACUUAGUGACCGUUAAUGCGGUUGUGAAGGCGUUAGAGAUGCUGAACAGCGAGGCUGCGUCGCCUGCUCUGCCGGGGUUUGGGCGGAGUCCGAUGGUGAGGCAGCUGAGGGUAACGGACUCUCCGUUUCCGUUACGGGAGGUGGAAGAAGACAACCAUGUGGAUGAGGCUGCUGAGAAGUUCAUAAUGAAGUUCUACAGUGAUCUACGCCGUCAAAAUGCAGCGGCUACUUCGAGGAGGCGUUGA
Ilex paraguariensis (yerba mate) is the source of this 630-nucleotide messenger RNA. Lineage: Eukaryota; Viridiplantae; Streptophyta; Magnoliopsida; Aquifoliales; Aquifoliaceae. The record is from the annotation of a GenBank genome assembly.